This is a messenger RNA of Aspergillus clavatus NRRL 1, 165 nucleotides long. RefSeq lists its product as uncharacterized. The coding region runs from base 1 to 165 and encodes 54 amino acids. The transcript has 2 exons. The record is from RefSeq and is a predicted model, not a curated record. Lineage: Eukaryota; Fungi; Ascomycota; Eurotiomycetes; Eurotiales; Aspergillaceae.
AUGUGCAAAAAUUGCCCUUCCUGCAGCCACGGUAUCAUCAUCAACAGCAUCGUCGACCGUGAGCACAACAUUGUUGGAGAGCUCAUCAAUUUCAUCAUCAAAUUCGUUGGCGUGGGCGACGGCAACGGCGUCAGCUACUCUUCUGGGGGCAAGCCAAACGACUGA